AUGGUGGCACAGCAGCGCCAGCACCAGCUUCCGCAUCAACACCAGCCGCACCCUCGGCAUGUUGAGCACAACAAUCACGGCGGCCUGGUCGGGCGUGGUGGCCACGAGGUCGACAGGGGGAGCUACUUCGUUUCAAGGCCGUCCCCUAAGGCUAGUUUGGAUCAGAGGGACGAUGAUCGGUAUGUCCGAAUACUGGACAUCGAUUCGGACCCUCUCUACCAAGCGGUGCUAGACGCGUGCGACCGUGUCGGCAGCUUCCGGGUCGUCGGCUGGUGCAAGAGGCGGUGGCUGAUGGACAUCCUCUUCGAAAGCCGAAGGGAUGCCGCGGCGGCGCUCGACGACAUCGACCACCUUCGGCUCGCCAGCUCCCGUUCUCGAAGACCGAUCAAGACCCUUCUCAAGCCAGCCCGGUUCGACGGAGGAUUUACCAGCAACGCGUCUCAAGCGGCAGCGGCACCGGUGCCGAGAGUGUGGCCAUCGUCGUCCACUUCUCGGACUACGGGCGUUCAACAUCACCACAACUAUCAGCACGGAGGGCAGGUGGCGCCCAGCGGCCGGGGGGCCGGCGGCUGGGACGAUGGUCGGGGUGGCGGUGCUCUUGGCGCGGAGAUGCGACCGCAGCAGUUCCCUCCGCCGGAUGUCCCCCCUGUCAACGGGUGGAGUACCGCUGGGGGCGGCGUCGGCAACGUUAGCAGUAGCGAUCGUGGUAGCAACAGCUGCGGGAGCAGCGAUGGUGGGUUUUCGGCGGCGGCGGUGGGCAGCACGUUGCAGCAGCAACAUCAGUGGUCGGCGCCAGCGCCGCCGCCUCAACAGCACCACCACCCGGGAGCAAGCCGGAAAAGAGCGCGUAGCCCGGCUCGUAUCCAGGACGAUCACGCGGACCGGAUCCAGCCCCCCAACCACCUUGCACAGCAGCAGCAGCAGCAGCAGGCGCGAGCCUUGGACGGGGUUAGCAUGCAGCUGUCUCAGACCACUCCGGCCACCCGCAACAACGCGAUCGUCGGCAUCGCGCCGUCUCCGGUCAGCCCACCGUCUCCCGACGGGGUCGUCGGUUUCUCGACGUCCAAACCCAGCGGCGAGGCAAGACCGGAGGACAUCGAGAACGGCGGCGGCCUUGUCGGCAGCGUCAAAGCUGAAGUUGGCGGUGGGCAGGCGGGGGCGAGCGGCAGAAACAACGCCUUUUUUCCUUCGUUGAACUCCCGAACGGCUGCUGCCGUGGAGGCGCAAGGCGGCAGGGAGAGUGGCGGAGCCACCGCCGCCGGCAACAAGCUCUUGUCCAACCACCCGUGGACCGCCGCGGAUGCGGGCAAGGGCGGACAAGGAGCAGGCGUGCAACAACCAAACGGUGCCAGAAACCCUGUGGGCGACGGGCCGCGGCAGCAGCAGCAGCACUCGGUGCCGGCGCCUGCGACGUGGGAACAGCAAGGACGACAACAACAACAACGACGACAACCAAACUGGAUGACGCACAGCCCUCUUGCCUUUGGCGGGAAGCCGCUCGCCGAGCUUGGAGCACGGCCGUCGUCCCCGGGGUCGGGGCUCAUGAUGCCGGGGGGGACGACACCGGGGCUGCGGGUGCCGAAUGGGGGAUGGUCGAAUGAGUUUUCGGGUCUUCCGAUGCAGGGGUCUUCCAAUGCCCUCAGGGGCCAGAUACCAUGGGCGGGGCAAGCCCCACCAGUUCCUGCCCCCCACCAGCAGCACCAGCGGCGGCAGCGAACAGAACAGCCGGGGGUUGGGGAAGGCAAAGCGGGCGCGGUUUCCGCGGCGAUGAUCGGCAAGGGAACGAGUCUCGCUAGCGGCCAUGUUGAGAUCUAGGGGGGGGGGGGGGUUGCUGUGUGUUCCCCAGAUGUGUCUAGGGUUCGUGAUAUCGCUGAAGGCAUCUCAGGCAACGAGAGUCUUCGGCCCUGCUUCACAUCGCACCAUCUCUUGGUUGCGAGCGAUUUGUUAUUUUUCAUUCUCUUUGUCCGACGACGUUUGGACAGCGAUCGGGACGCUUACGGGUGUAGAUUUGUUUUAGGUCUUUGAUCGGGGUUUAUUUUGUCGCAACGCCUGUAGUAUGUAGUGCGAAGAGGAAUACCGGCUGGGAGUGGUAUUGUUUGGGUCGGAAAGAUCGACAGCCGCGAUAUAUUUGGCGUCGCUUGUCCAUAGAAAGGCUUCGUCCGAUGUCGCAUCGCUUACUCUCUCCUAGUAUUCGGCAUGGAAUCCCUAGCGCCUGGAACGCGAGAGGGUAGAAUGUAGGGCGGUUUUGUAUGUAGACCAUUUGGAAGAAUGUUGUUUUAACCUGUUCGAGACGCGUUUGUCUAUGCCUGUAUCAGGUCUUGGUUGCUGCUUGCUGCUGCUGCUCCGUUGUCAAACAAAGAAUACACGGGGAGCUGAGACUGAGCUCCGUGUGUUUGUAACUUUGUGUUGAUCCUCGGGGUGUGUAUUUAUUGCAUUUAAUAGUUUUGUGCAGAAGGCGCAGCAGCAGCAGCAGCAGCAGCAGCAGCAGCUGUCUGGUGCG
Molecule: messenger RNA, 2500 nt
Organism: Ectocarpus siliculosus
Lineage: Eukaryota; Phaeophyceae; Ectocarpales; Ectocarpaceae
Source: the annotation of a GenBank genome assembly